Messenger RNA from Suillus discolor, 1847 nucleotides. RefSeq names its product WD40-repeat-containing domain protein. Gene Ontology annotation, molecular function: protein binding. The record is from RefSeq and is a predicted model, not a curated record. The transcript has 3 exons. Gene Ontology annotation, cellular component: nucleolus. Gene Ontology annotation, biological process: ribosomal large subunit assembly. NCBI's taxonomy places the organism in Eukaryota, Fungi, Basidiomycota, Agaricomycetes, Boletales, Suillaceae. Bases 499 to 1683 code for a protein of 394 amino acids.
GGGGAUUAGAAAUGUCAUGUAGAAUUCAUAUUAUAAAGCACUCGCCAUCCUAGCUUGCUUGUCCCCAGGCGAGAGAUAGUAGAAAACUGGUAAGAACCGGUGAACUGUCAUUGAACCCAUGAUUGAUCAUGAGCCACGUUACAGCCAGAUCGAGGUACUAGGCACCUUAUCAAUAACGAGCCAUGGCUGCUAGACUCUUUGUGGGGCAACCCCCCAGGGAAGCCUCAACCCCGGUGCAAUCAAACAAACCUAUACCAAAGAACCAGCUUGAAGUACGCAAGAAGAGAAUUCGAGAUUUCGUCUUCUUACACGACAAUAUCCACGUUAUGAGCGGUUUGGAGGACGGCACGAUACAUAAGUGGGACUUCGACACAGGACUCGCUGUCGGGAAGCCAUUAAUAAGCAAGGGGGGAAGGAUGUAUGCGAUGUCUCUUUCACCGGACGGGAAGAUGAUUGCAUGCGGGAGGGCAGAUGGAAGCGUUCAACAGUUGAACACUCAUGGACAAAUCAUGCUUCAAGGUAUCUGGAGGUGUCAUAGGAACUAGGGUGCGGUCGCUCUCAUGGUCUCCCAGCGGAGGUUAUAUCGCCAGCGGAUCCUUCGAUGGAGAAAUCCUGAUUCGAAAAGUAGAAAGUGGGGAUGUAGAGGUGGGCCUAAUCCAGACGAAGCAAAUCGGUGUAUCUGCACUUGCAUAUUCACCUUCGGGAGAGAAGAUCGCAUCAGGCGGGUACAACGCUACAAUCUGCAUCUGGAACACGAAGACAGGCCAGCUUACCGUCGGGCCCAUUAAAAACCUGUGGAGCUCUGUGAUGUCGGUGGUGUGGUCGUCAGACAACACUAAACUUUAUUCUGCAUCCGACUUCUUUGCACGUGUUUUUGAUGGCGAAACAGGUGUACUACUCCAUUCCUUGGAGAACGACCAUAUAUUGUUUUCUGUUACGCUUUCACCCAAACACAAUCUCCUAGCAUGUGUGGGCAGUAAAGGUGUUGCACAACUAUGGGACACAGAAUCCUACCAGCCACUUGGACAGCCAUUUCACGACCACCUGACCCAUCGUCAUGUGGCAUUUUCUCGAGACGGGAACCAUCUAGCAUAUUGCGGAAUGGACGGGAAGGUUACUCUCUGGAUGGUGGAAGACAUAGUUCCUGAGCUUGAAGCAUCCACACUACCUCAACAAGAUCAUGGACAACUUGAAGCUACGCAGCAGCCUGAGGAGACUCUGGCCGAGCUACACCAAAGAACUCAACCCCAGUCCCCAUUGUCUUCUUUCCUCGACGUUGAUGCUACGGGGAGUGAUGGUAUCACCGAGGAGAUGCGCGAUGACCCAUACAAUUUUUUCCAGUUUUCUCAAACUUCUCUUCCUACCACAACAGCGAAUCCCCCUCAGCCUCCCAACCCGUCCCCAGCUCGACGCUUCUGGAAAAUAAUAUCUCAGUCUGUUCCAUCACGAGCAUGCACCGAGCGCAAGCUCUUGGCAUGGCGGGCUUGCUCAAAUACAUUCCUUGAGCCUGCAACCACGACACUCGAGCAACCAACACCAGACGAGAAGUUGCGGGCAGAAGAAAAUGAUAAGGCCAGUAUCCAAGAUGCCGAUGUAAGUAGUGUUUCUGCUAUUGAACAAAUCAUCUCAAUGCGAUGGGUGAUCAGUAUUCCCCAAAUGCUGGCCUGGGCUCCAACAGACUAGAAGCAGAUGAAGGCAAGCUACGAGGAAGGUCUCUUACCAGCACGCAAAGCUCACCUGCAGAGAUUUGGAAAUGGUCGAUGCAUACUCGAGGAAAGGAUCCUACAUCCGUCAGCAUGGCUCCGCAUCCAGAAGUCGUUGAGGCGUUUGCGGUGCGCGGGUUCCAG